AUGGAUAAAGAUGGGAAUGACGACAUCAUUUUCGGAGGAAGUGUACAAGACAUUAGUUAAACAUUGCCUUUAGUCGGAUAUUUUUAAACUGAAAGUUCCAAUGUACACGUUAAAUGGGUGUUCUCAUAUAAGGAUGCCAACAUACCUAGUCUAACUUUUAUAGAAUAUGUUUCAGCUAUAAGAAUAAAAAAUAAUCAAGUUUUCGCCUUGAUGAUAACUAAAAACAGAUAUAGCGUAUUAACAAUUCUUGACGUAAAAACUGGUAAUGCCACCAAAUCUUUGAAACUAAAUGGACAUAUGCAUUCAUGA
Stylonychia lemnae is the source of this 309-nucleotide messenger RNA. Lineage: Eukaryota; Ciliophora; Spirotrichea; Sporadotrichida; Oxytrichidae. The record is from the annotation of a GenBank genome assembly.